Molecule: messenger RNA, 1725 nt
Organism: Puccinia triticina
Lineage: Eukaryota; Fungi; Basidiomycota; Pucciniomycetes; Pucciniales; Pucciniaceae
Exons: 5
Coding region: 1-1725 (574 amino acids)
Biological process (GO): regulation of transcription by RNA polymerase II
Molecular function (GO): RNA polymerase II cis-regulatory region sequence-specific DNA binding; DNA-binding transcription factor activity, RNA polymerase II-specific
Source: RefSeq, a predicted model, not a curated record
AUGAAAAUGUCUGAAGGUCACUUGGAAAACGCCGGAGAUUUCCAACUUUCACCCGGAAGUUUGCUUGGAUGGAAUUCAGGUCAUACAGAAUCGCCGUUUUCAGAAACCAUUCAAGCAACUAUACGGAUCCCUGAAGAGGAAGCCACAAGUCACGUCACUGCGCUUGAUGGAGACCGAUACCCUCAACAGUCAGCCGGGCUCAAUUGGAGUUAUCCGGGUGACCAGCACCAACAUCUCACACGGGGACUAGGACGCGUCAUAAACAAUGUGUCCACGAACGAGCAAGGCCCGCAAUUGAAUUACAAUCCUCUGGACUGGCCCAAUAGCCAUGAUUUUCGAGGUGGAAAGAGCGGAGGUUCGACACUUGAGCGAUUAGUGGAUAAUUCUUACGCGACACAUGGGAAUCGUUCUGUUGAUGGGCUGAUCAGCUUGGACCCAGAAGAAUUCUCGGCGCAAAAUAUCCAGACCUAUCCUUCGGCAGCUAAUGGAAUUCUUGGCUACCCGUGUGGCCUCCAAACGUACUGCCCCGAUCUCAGUUUGCUUAUAUCAGAUUACCAGGAGCAAGAACGCGAGCCAAUGGUAAUUGCCGGAAAUGCUUAUGGAGAAAUUGAACAAGAUCUCGCGCAAAAUAGGCUCGGGUUGGCAGGACGUCCAGAAGCCGCUAUCGACGGAAACAAUGUGUCAUCAGAAUUUUGGCGUGAUUAUCAAAACUUCAUGCGUCUCGUGGAACAAGCAAACCAGGACCUCUCCGCAUCGAUUACCUCCGGCCUUUCACAGUGCCAUCUUACGUCAUUCCAAGCCGGCUCCAGUCCCCACAAUCCGCUUGCAAAUGUUCCCAUAUCGGAGGCGGAAACUCCUUUCCCGCAGAGCCACACUUUCACGACUCCUGAUUUGCUACCCACCUCGGUGCCACCACUCGUAUAUUCUGAAAAUCUUCCACCAAACUCCGGUGCUAACAACCAAUUUCUACGGGAUACACGCAGCAGUCCCACGGGGGGAUUCGAUACCUUCAAGUUUCCGUCUGAUUCGGAUGCAUCAUCUCACCGAACACGCUCAUUUUCGAUUCCCGACGACUUUGGGCCAUCUACACCGCACUAUUUGGGGUACAUGAUGAGCCAUCUGGACUUGAGAAAUGACUCGUGCCAGUCUCCAUUGAAACCGACGUCACCAUCCUCAUCAAUUCUGGAAAUGGAUCAUUCAACCUUGGACACUCCGAAAACUUUUUAUUCUGCUUCUAUUUCCCCGCCGUCAACAGCAGGUGGAAGCAGUCCUAAGAAGCGAUCGUCGCUCUCAGCCCGAAUCAGGUUGCCACCAACGAUCAAGGAAUUCAAUUACAAUUCUAGUACUUUGAUAACGAAGAAAAGUAGGGGCCGAAAACCACUCACCCGGCCACAUGCUAUCAACUCGCCACCCGAUGCUCAACUCGCGAACAUCGUAUCCAACCCUGCGCUAAAUGUACAAUUCUUCGGUCAGCAUUGGAAUGUGAUAUCAGAUCCAGAAUUACUAAGCUCGAUGGAAACGGAAGCAACGAGCAACGUUGCGAAGGCUUUUGUUUGUGAAGUUGAUGGAUGUAGAAAGUGCUUCAGAAGGUGCGAGCAUCUACGACGACAUGUUAGAACGAUCCAUUCAGCUGAAAAACCAUUCACGUGUCGUUGGCCUGGCUGCAACAAGCGGUUCAACAGGAACGAUAAUUUGAACCAACAUUUCCAAACCCACACCCGAUAA